AUGACACCCACAGUGAAUCGAGUGUACGUCGUCACAGGUGCGAACAGAGGCCUUGGUCUUGGACUGACCAAGAAGUUGCUGGAACGACGAGCAACUACUGUGAUAGCCUCAGUGCGCAACCUGGAAGCUGCCACAAGCCUCAAAUCAGAGAUUGAAGGUGUCGCGAAGGGUGAAAACAGCGCUCUUCACAUAAUCCAACUGGACUUUUCAUCUGCCCUUUCUCCAGAAAAUAUUCGUCAUACCCUCGCUGCCACAACCAGCACCAUCACCCACAUUGAUGUCCUCAUCUGCAAUGCCGGAUUUGCCAGCCCCAUGACUCCGGCCCUUUCAACCUCGGCAGAGGAGCUGCGCAUAUCCUUCGAAGUGAACACAAUCGCCCCGCUUCUAGUCUUCCAGGCUUUCUGGCCUCUUCUACAGAAGUCAGGUUCCUCCCCUAAGCUCGCGGUCAUUUCUUCCUCAGUCGGUUCGAUUGGUGAACAAGAACCGUUGCCAGGUGGUGGCUACGGUCCCAGUAAAGCGGCAUCGAAUUGGCUUACCAAGGCUCUUCACGCGCAGAAUGAAGCCGAGGGACUGAUUGCCUUUGCUUUACAUCCUGGAUGGGUACAGACGCGCGCUGGCGAUUUCGCUGCCAAAGAGUGGGGUUAUUCUGGUGCUCCGCCCGUGACUGUUGAAGACAGCGUGAAGGGGAUGCUGAGUGUUAUCGAUGGCGCUACGCGAGACAAUGCGUCGGGAAAUUUCAUCACGCAAACUGGCGAGUUACUCUCUUGGUAG
Penicillium soppii is the source of this 771-nucleotide messenger RNA. RefSeq names its product SDR family oxidoreductase. The coding region runs from base 1 to 771 and encodes 256 amino acids. The transcript has a single exon. The record is from RefSeq and is a predicted model, not a curated record. NCBI's taxonomy places the organism in Eukaryota, Fungi, Ascomycota, Eurotiomycetes, Eurotiales, Aspergillaceae.